Molecule: messenger RNA, 1776 nt
Organism: Talaromyces rugulosus
Lineage: Eukaryota; Fungi; Ascomycota; Eurotiomycetes; Eurotiales; Trichocomaceae
Exons: 5
Coding region: 1-1776 (591 amino acids)
Biological process (GO): ubiquitin-dependent endocytosis
Cellular component (GO): cytosol; plasma membrane; cytoplasm
Molecular function (GO): ubiquitin protein ligase binding; protein-macromolecule adaptor activity
Source: RefSeq, a predicted model, not a curated record
AUGGAAGCGCUGAGUUUUCUCAGCGGCGCUGGCUAUGCCAGCAGUGCCAAGUACUUUGACAUCAGACUCGAAGACCGAUAUGUCGUCUUCCGCGGCAGCGAGCACGAAGCUGCCAGCGCCCAUUUGCGCGGCACCUUGGUGCUCUGUCUGUCGGAGCCGCUGAAUAUUAAACACUUGAAGCUGUCUCUGACCGGAAUGUCGCGCGUGUGCUGGCUCCUCCCCUCGAGCGCUACCACCGGUGGCCGCAAGCCAUACAAGGAAAAGGUCUUUUUCGAAAAAGUCUGGACAUUCCGCGAGGCUGGAAAGGGAAAAACCGAGAUUCUCCCCGCCGACAACUACGAGUUCCCAUUUGACGUCAUUUUGGAGGGGUCGCUGCCCGAGAGCGUCGAGGGCUUGCACGAUACCUGGGUUACCUACCGCUUCAAGGCCGAGAUUGGCAGGAAAUAUGUGCGCGACAUUGCUAUUCGAAAGCCUGUCCGCAUUGUCAGGACUUUGGACCCUAGUGCGCUGGAAUUGGCUCAUGCAAUGUCCGUCGAGAACAUCUGGCCCAACAAAAUCGAAUACUCCAUCAGCACCCCCAGCAAGGCCGUCAUCUUCGGCACCUCGGUGCGAAUCGACUUUCGUCUGAUCCCCCUGCUCAAGGGCCUGAAGAUCGGCCAGGUCACGUCGCAGCUGAUCGAGAGCCACGACCUAACCCUGAACCCGGACGACCCAGUGUCGGCGCAAAACACCUACAAAACGACCCGGACAAUCAAAACCGACGAGUACGAGCUGGACGAGAACCAGCAGCUCGAAAUCAUCGACGAGUCCGCCGAGGGAUUUCAGUUCUUCCGCUACCUGGAUUUGCCGCAGACGCUGUCGCGUUGUCUUCAGGAUACCGAUGUCAAGGGCAUCAAGGUCCGCCACAAGCUCAAGUUCCGUGUCCAGCUGCAUAACCCGGACGGGCACACUAGCGAGCUGCGAGCAACCCUUCCGGUCUCGGUGUUCAUUUCUCCAAACCUCGCCAUCGACGAUAACAACACCCUAGUCCAGCACGACCAGGAGGCAGCCCGAAGAGCAGUCGAGGACAUGACACAUUCAGCAGCACCGCCGCUUUACGGACAACACCAGUUUGACCAGCUGUACAGCGAAGUCGACGUGAGCGGAUACCGCACGCCCGGAGGCGCGAUGAGCGGCACAGUAACGCCAUUCGGCACGUUGAGCCGCAACAUAUCGUCCGAAGAUCUGACCUCGUUGAACGAAGCCGUUUUCAACGGCGAUAUCUCUGCCUCGGCACUGCAUAGUCGCCUCAGCCGACUGCACGCUGUUCACGGCAGCCACGCCUCUUCGCCAGGCACACAUGAUACCCACAACCACAACCACGAGCACAGUGCUGCUCCCCACGCCGCCGCUACAGACUACUUCAACCUGGGCCGACCACCAGCAGCCUCGUCAAACUCACAAAGCCCCGAGGGCCCCAGCCAGUCCGGCUCGCGGCGGGCCUCUGACGAGCACGACCGCGACCAGAUCGAUUCUGGUAUGACGUCCGGCGCCGCAACGCCGUACCACCCGCAGUCGUACGAAGUCGAGAAUCUCAGUCGCGUGCCAAGUUAUAGUACGGCCAUGCGGUCUUCGGCCAGAUCGCAAUACGACAACAAUCUGCCAGACUACCAGGCUGUCAUGUCCAGUUCGGCGCCACGUCCGCCGCCGAUGCCGCAGCAGGUGCAUCUGCGCGGUGGUGGCUUGCGACACCCGUGGAUGGGCACCGGUGUGCAGCAAGGGCGGGCACUUUUUUGA